This is a messenger RNA of Rhinolophus ferrumequinum (greater horseshoe bat), 3948 nucleotides long. It is a transcript of the gene POLI, whose product is annotated as DNA polymerase iota. Gene Ontology annotation, biological process: translesion synthesis. The record is from RefSeq and is a predicted model, not a curated record. NCBI's taxonomy places the organism in Eukaryota, Metazoa, Chordata, Mammalia, Chiroptera, Rhinolophidae. The coding region runs from base 266 to 2320 and encodes 684 amino acids. The transcript is spliced from 10 exons. Gene Ontology annotation, molecular function: DNA-directed DNA polymerase activity; damaged DNA binding.
CUAGCGGAGGAAGGCUUCCGCGACGAGGAAGAGGACGCAGCUCGCGCCAUGGAGCGGGAGGAGGCGGGGGCGGCAGUCGGCUCGUGGGGUGCGCCGGUGCCUGAGGAGCCUGGCCGCCUCCCUUGGUUUACCGUGUUUUAAGGAACAACCAGUUGCUCAGAGAUGAUAAGCAGCUUGAAUAUGUUUGUAUUUCUUUGCAUAUUGUGCAUCAGUUCAUGAUCAAGUGGUGCCAGCAGGAAGUUCUUCAUCCAGGGUUAUAAUACACAUGGAUCUGGAUUGCUUUUACGCACAAGUAGAAAUGAUCUCAAAUCCGGAACUAAAGGGCAAACCUUUAGGGGUGCAGCAGAAAUAUUUGGUGGUUACCUGUAACUAUGAAGCAAGGGAACUUGGAGUUAAGAAGCUUAUGAAUGUUAGAGAUGCAAAAGAAAAGUGUCCACAGCUGGUAUUAGUUAAUGGAGAAGACUUGACUCGUUACAGGGAGAUGUCAUAUAAGGUUACAGAGUUGUUGGAAGAAUUUAGUCCACUUGUUGAGAGACUUGGAUUUGAUGAAAAUUUUGUGGAUCUAACAGAAAUGGUUGAAAAGAGACUACAGCACCUUCACAGUGAUGAACUUUCAGCGCUGACCGUGUCGGGUCACGUAUACAAUAAUCAGUCUAUAAACCUGCAUGACACCUUGCACCUCAGACUACUUGUUGGAUCUCAGAUUGCAGCAGAGAUGCGAGAAGCCAUGUAUAAUCAGCUGGGUCUCACUGGCUGUGCUGGAGUGGCUUCUAAUAAAUUAUUGGCAAAAUUAGUUUCUGGAGUCUUUAAACCAAAUCAACAAACAGUCUUAUUACCUGAAAGUUCUCAAGAUCUCAUUCAUAGUUUGAACCACAUAAAAGAAAUGCCUGGUAUUGGCUAUAAAACUACCAAACGUCUUGAAGCCUUGGGUGUCAGUAGUGUGCAUGAUCUUCAAACCUUUCCAUCCAAAAUAUUAGAAAAGGAAUUAGGAAUCUCAGUUGCUCAGCGUAUUCAGAAGCUCAGUUUUGGAGAGGAUAACUCUCCUGUAACACCCUCUGGACUACCUCAGUCCUUUAGUGAAGAAGACUCGUUUAAAAAAUGUUCAUCAGAAGUCGAAGCUAAAAAUAAGAUCGAAGAGUUACUUGCUAGUCUUUUGAACAGAGUAUGCCAAGAUGGAAGGAAGCCACAUACAGUAAGAUUAAUAAUCCGUCGGUAUUCAUCUGAGAAGCACUGUGGCCGUGAGAGCCGUCAGUGCCCUAUUCCAUCCCACGUAAUUCACAAGUUAGGGACAGGAAAUUAUGAUGUGAUGACACCAAUGGUUGAUUUACUUAUGAAACUUUUUCGAAAUAUGGUGAAUGUGAAGAUGCCAUUUCAUCUAACCCUUUUAAGUGUGUGCUUCUGCAAUCUCAAAGCACUAAAUACUACUAAGAAAGGGACUAUUGAUUAUUAUUUAACACCAUCAUUAUCAACAACUUCACACUCUGGCAAGCGCAGUUUUAAAAUGAAAGACACUUAUAUGGAGGAUUUUUCCAAAGACAAAGAGACAAGUUGGGAUUUCCUACCAACUGGAAGAAUUGAAAGUACAAGAACUGGGGAGUCUCCACUAGAUACUAUAAGUUUUUCUAAAGAAAAGGACAGUGAUGAAUUCCCACUCUGCUCACUUCCUGAGGGUAUUGACCAAGAGGUUUUUAAGCAGCUUCCAGUAGAUAUUCAAGAAGAAAUACUUUCUGGAAAAUCUGGACAAAAAAUUCAAGGGAAAGGAAGUUUGGGUUGUUCAUUACAUGCCUCGAGAGGAGUAUUGUCUUUCUUUUCUACAAAACAAAUGCAGGGUAGUCCCUUAAAUCCUAGAGAUCAUUUGUCCAAUAGCAAACAGAUACUCUCUGUAUCUCCCUGUGAACCAGGAACAUCAGGCUUAAAUAGCAGUCGUUCCUCUUAUUUGUCUAGCCAAAAGGAUUAUUCACAUUAUUUGGACAGUAGAUUAAAAGAUGAACGAAUGAAUCAAGGACCUAAAGAAUCCCAAGGAUUCCACUCUUCUAAUACAAACCCUGAUGUAUCUAUUUUCCAUUCAUCUCCAAAUUUACAGAGUGAGCAACUUUUCUCCAAAAACCACACUACAGAUAACCACAAGAAACUAAUAGCAACAGUUUCUCAUCAUGAAAGACUUGCAGAAAAUGGAGAGCAGGAUUCUACUGAUGAGAAAAUUACUUUUCCUUCCAACGUUGACCCUGAAGUUUUCUAUGAACUACCGGAAGAGGUACAAAAAGAACUGUUGGCUGAUUGGAAGAGGACAGGGUCAGAUUUCCACACUGGACAUAAAUGAGCAUAUUCAGGAAAAAAAGGUCUGAAAAGCAAGGGAAAGACCAUUGUUCUCAGAUUAGCAGUUUAUUAAACUCUUCUAAAUUAAACACUAGUAGAUAUUCAAUAAUGUAGAAAUACAACACGAAGUGUUCCAAAUAAAACAAGAAUAGUUAUGAGAAGUAAAUUCUGGCACAAAGUAUAAAAAAUUCAUAACAGAAGACAUAAUGUAAAAUAUUACCUUCCUCUUGUUUCUAAAACUAUGUUGUUUUUCAAUAAAAAGAAUAUGGUCAGCAUUAGUACAUUUUCCAUAAAUUGAGGGGGAAGAUAUAUAUGCCUGCACAUAAAAAAUAGACUAGCCAAAUCAUUGCUAUGCUAUAGCAAGAACUUUUUUUUUCUGUGAAAUAUGGAAUGGCUCAAGAAAUUCAGCCCAUUAGGAAACAACCAAAUAAGAAAUUCUACUGCCAACUCACCUAUUAAAAAUUUAGAUAUCUUUGACUGAAGUACUAUGUACCAUUUAAUAAGUUGAUUUUUUAAAUACCAUAGGGAUGUAUAUUCAAUUAAUGCCUCUUAUUGUACCUAGAACCUACCACAAUGCCUGCCACAAAGAGUGCACUCAAUAAAUACUGAAUAAAUGAAUUGUGUGGCAGGGGCCAGGUGAGGAGUGGGCAGGGAGGGGAGUGUACGUAUCACAGAACUAGAAGGAACUCUCCAUGCAGGUAGAUUAAGGGAAGGGUGAGAGUGCAAGGUGGGGGGUCUGUAAGAAUGCAAAAUAGUGGAAAAAGUCCCUUCUGGCCAGUCUGUAGGGUCUAAAAGCAAUGGGUUAGAUGUUUUUGCAUCUUUUCUACAUUUUUGGAGAUGAGAUUAAGGAUGUCAUACCCACAACAAAUAUACAGUUAUUAAAUUAAUGGGACUCCUCUUUCUCUUCCAUUGUAAUUGCCUCCCAUAUAAGAAUGUGGGCAUCUUAUAAUUUGUAAGACUUAGAGGAUGUUUCUGGAACCCACCAAAGUAUCCCUCAGCACUGGUUUGGAGAAGUCUUGUUCUCAAGUUUAUGACCUUUGCAGAUACAGUCUAAAGAAAAGAUGAUAAAAAUAAAGUACACAAACGUGAAUAAAGAAUAGCUUAAAAAUGCUUUCUUCUAGGUAAGAAGUUUUAACUUAGUUUUAGAUAACUUGAAAUUUGAAAAUUUGCUAACUACCAAGGAUUUUUAACAGGAAGUUUGGGGUUAUCAAAAACAAUAACUUGGAGCAAAAACAUCAGAACUUAAUCAUGCGGAUAGUUAGUGCUGUGGAUCAAGAACUAUAGAAUUUUCUACAUAUAGUAUUCUGAUAUGGUAGUCAAACUCAUAAAAGGAAUAUACUACAUUUUUACAUAAUUCAUUAAAAAAUUUUUCAGUACUUCUAAUUAUUUCAGCUAGAAAUCAUUGGACACCUGGAAAUGUUUAAAGGGUUCAGAAAAGUAAGAAAGUAAACAGUUUUGGCCAGUUUAAAGCGAGAAUGUAAAAUAAUACUUUGUGAAAUGAGAAUGCAAGAAUAAAUAGCUUGCUAUUUAUUCUGUGACCUUAGUCUUUCAACAUUUUUGUGCCUCAGCCUCUGACUUUUUAGGUUAUCUUUUAUCUGUGUAUGCUUUUAAUAAACUUUUCUCUUUGGUGUU